Molecule: messenger RNA, 592 nt
Organism: Somion occarium
Lineage: Eukaryota; Fungi; Basidiomycota; Agaricomycetes; Polyporales; Cerrenaceae
Source: the annotation of a GenBank genome assembly
AUGCCUUGUGGCUGUCCUAUCUGGAAUUACAUAUAUGACGCUUGUUCAUCGACGGGGCUUGCAUCUCCUUCCCCAGACCCGCCUGACUAUCCUUGCAAGUAUUGCCAACUCAUGACGAGCCCUGUAAAUCAACCUCAGCUAGCCGUCACCGAUGCUCUGAAAUAUCUUGACGAGAUCAAGGAGGUUUAUAAGGACAAUCCGAAGGUCUAUAACGCCUUUCUAGACAUCAUGAGAGACUUUAAGAGUCAAAAAAUGGAUACUUCUGAUGUUAUAAAAGAAGUUCGCUCUCUCUUUCAUGAUCAACCUGGACUCCGAGCGGGACUCAAUAUUUUCUUGCCUCCUGGCUAUAGCAUUGAGUCCACCACACCGGGGCAUCAAUCGAAACUCUGAGCCUCACCUUGAAGAUGCGAUAUCUCUUUGCUGUACAAUGUUAUUGUGGAAUUGUCAUUGUCUCUCGCCCGUCGUUGUCCGACAGCUGGGAAAUCUUUCAUGUGAGCGAAUUGGCGGGGCAUACAAGUAAAAAGGUACAAGAGAUGGACAACGCAGACUAUAUGACUAUAUCACAUAGAAUCGAGAACGAUGAUGCAGGGAG